Messenger RNA from Panicum hallii, 1016 nucleotides. RefSeq names its product signal peptidase complex subunit 3B-like. Gene Ontology annotation, biological process: protein targeting to ER. The coding region runs from base 164 to 679 and encodes 171 amino acids. NCBI's taxonomy places the organism in Eukaryota, Viridiplantae, Streptophyta, Magnoliopsida, Poales, Poaceae. The record is from RefSeq and is a predicted model, not a curated record. Gene Ontology annotation, cellular component: signal peptidase complex; membrane. The transcript is spliced from 5 exons.
CGUCACGAGACUCUCUCCCAUAAACUGCGAAAAGAAGAGAGGAGAGAGAUUGGAAGCUGCAGUGAAGUCGCCGGCGCCGCCGCGACAGGAGGAGGAGAAGCAGCGGGGUCCGGCGAUCUCGACGGCGGCGCUGCGGUGAGGGAGGAAGCGGAGGCGCGGCAGGAUGCACUCGUUCGGGCACCGCGCGAACGCGGUGGCGACGUUCGCGGUCACCAUACUGGCCGCGAUGUGCUUCGCCGCCUCCUUCUCCGACAACUUCAACACCCCCGCCCCCACCGCCUCCGUCAAGAUCUUGAACAUAAACUGGUUCCAGAAGGAGGCAAACGGCAACGACGAGGUUAGCAUGACACUGAACAUCUCGGCGGACCUUUCGUCUCUGUUCACGUGGAACACAAAACAGGUGUUUGUCUUUGUGGCGGCUGAGUAUGAAACUCCACAAAAUGCUUUGAAUCAAGUAAGUCCCGACGAUGGUUAUACUGAGUUGAUACCCAUUCCUGUGGGGCAUUACUGGUGUUCUGCUGGGGACAGUAGUGCAAUUUCAUGCAGUUGCCAUUUGCUUCUGGAUUGCAGUAAUGAUGUUAUAUAUAACUUUCUUCUUAGUCUAUUUGUCAACUUUUCGCCAGUAUAUGUAAAUCUAGAUGAACUUGAAGUUUAUGUUACGACUUACGAGGUAAAUUAGGACUGUUAGGUUAAUCAGUGCAUGUCCUUCUAAAGCCAGCUGAGCUAAACAUGGUCGAAAGAAACAUCAGUAAUUGGUAAAAUUCCUAGCUUGAUGGCAGUUGGCCCAAAUUACCGUUUUACUUCCAGAUCGAUAAUGUACUUGAUCUAAGCUUGGUCAUUUGCAUGAUUAAUGCUGUUUCCCCAAACUUUCGGUGAGAGGAGUGAGCCUAGACUCUAUGUUUCUGUUAUAUAAUCUUACGACUUAAUGGAGACUACCAGCAUGAUGUUCAUUCCUACCCAAUUGAAUCAUUUUAUUGCCUUGCUGAUAUUCUAUUAUAUUCCAGAUUUUUCCUCUU